Molecule: messenger RNA, 3677 nt
Organism: Actinia tenebrosa (Australian red waratah sea anemone)
Lineage: Eukaryota; Metazoa; Cnidaria; Anthozoa; Actiniaria; Actiniidae
Product: TNF receptor-associated factor 2
Biological process (GO): signal transduction; regulation of apoptotic process; regulation of canonical NF-kappaB signal transduction
Cellular component (GO): plasma membrane signaling receptor complex; cytoplasmic side of plasma membrane
Molecular function (GO): zinc ion binding; tumor necrosis factor receptor binding
Source: RefSeq, a predicted model, not a curated record
UCUUAAAUGAGAGAGCAGGACUCAACUGAGUCUAUUCCUUUUUUUAUCUUUUCUUUUCUUGAGCUUUUAAUCGUGAUUCAUAUAUUCAACUUCUUUAGGGRWAAUSAAAUGGUUUGUCUUGAAGACAAGGAGGUUAUUGAUCCUAAARAGGUAAAACAUAUUUCAUGCUUAUUGAAGAGAUCUUUAAAUCAUCAAAAUAUUUCUGUAUGCCCAGCCAUUUUCUAGKUCACAGCAGAUCUAACUGAUUAUGAGCAGAUCAUAGCAGUAACUGGUUCAAGGAGAGACUCGUCCAGAGSCGCUGUGCAUCUUGGGAUUUAUUGGGGUUAUUUUUUGUUGAUAACACAGAUGGUAUGAUAUGAUAUCUUUAGGUUUACCCGGACAACUUUGUACGCAGAGAAGUAUUAUCACUAGUAGUGAAGUGUGUUAACACAGAAAAAGGAUGCAAAUGGACCGGUGAAGUCAGACACUUGGAGGAGCACGUUAAACAGUGUGAAUUCCAGGAGGUUCAUUGUAUCCACUCUGAAUGUGGGAUGAAAGUAACACGACGUCAGCUACCAAGUCAUCUGAGAACAGAUUGUAAACACAGAAUGACACAGUGUUCCUACUGCAGGAAAGAUGUAUCAGUAGCCAAAAUGAGGAGCAUCAUAAGGAUGAAUGCAUGAUGUUUCCAGUGUCUUGUCCGAAAUGUAACAAAGAGGGAAUCCCGCGGGACAUGAUGUCUGUUCAUUUGGACCCACUGCAGGGAGAUUGUUCAGAARUCGAAGGACCCUGUCCUUUCUCUGCUAUAGGGUGUCCAGUAAAAGAGGUCAUGAACAAGAAACGUCGUUCCAAACACUUGGCUGAAAAAAUUGCAGAUCACUUGAGUUGGCUUCAGAAGGACUAUUUGGACCUGAAAAGUCGUGUAGAAACACCGCAAGCCGUGGGUGCACGAUCCAUGAGUCCUGUGCUGAAUUAUCCCGAGGGAAAGAAAGACAAGAUGAUGAAAGAUUUGAUGGUCAAAGUCGAAGCUCUUAUGCAAGAUAAUGUUAACAUGAGGCGAAAGAUAGCAGAACAAACAAGCCAGCUGUUACAGAUGGAGCAACGCCUGGCCAGCGCAUCAGAUGUUGAAAUCGCUUCUUCUGCAGUGACUUACAAAACACCGACUGACAAGGAGUCCAAAGAAUUGUUUAAGGAUCUGAGAAAAAGAAUCACGAACGUGGAGAAUACCGUGGCACAGACGCAGGUGUACCAUAUUGAUAACAUCCGAAGAACAACCGAACAAGGCGAAGCUGUUGCUGAAGUGAGACGAAAGGUAGAAGAAUUAGAAGAGUCACAAAAGAGGCUGGAGACGCGGAUCCACGCGCAGGAAAGUGAAACAGCAAUGAGUAAUAUAGCACUAGCUGACUUGGGAGAAGCCUUAACUGAGAUGAAAUAUGUCACACAUGAUGGGAUCUUGGUCUGGAAAAUCACAGAUGUGGCAAGGAGAAGAACUGAAGCCAUUACUGGUCGUGUGCUUUCCUUCUACAGCCCACAAUUCUACAGCAGUCGCCAGGGUUACAGGAUGUGCGCGCGCAUCUACUUGAACGGAGAUGGAAUGGGCCGAGGAAACUCAAUCUCUUUGUUUUUUGUGCUCAUGCGCGGUGAACACGAUGCGUUACUCCGAUGGCCGUUCAGACAAAAGGUGACACUAAUGUUAAUUGAUCAGGAUAACGUGGAACAUGUCAUUGAUGCUUUUCGUCCUGAUCCCUCGAGUUCUUCAUUCCAGAGGCCACGUGGUGAAAUGAACAUCGCGAGUGGGUGUCCCAUGUUUUGCCCACUGUCUGAACUGGACAAACAUGCAUACAUCCGGGAUGACACUAUGUUCAUCAAGAUCAUUGUUGAUACGAUGGACAUGAUGUAGAAAUGAACCCUUCUGCACUUCAACUGUUAAAUACAUGUAUGUACCUGGUUAACGUACUAGUCAUCGAAACUUUAUAGGUUUACUGAAGAUUGAUGAACGUUUUGUUUUACGUCUGAUAAGAAAUCAAGAAAAUACUUGCGCACAAUGCAGUAAGGUUGGCGACCAACAUGCUAAAGUUAAAAGACCCCUCAACCAAAUGUUUUAUCCAAAACUCUUCAAACGUCUUCUGUUUAACGGCAUCUUUCUUUUGAUUGAGAAGAUUCUUGAUUUAAUCAUGCGCAAGCCUUAAAGUAAGUAAAAUAAGAUGACUUCAUUACAUCAUCCUUGUAAGCAAUGUUAUGGUAUUCAACAUGUUCAAGUGCAGUUGAAAGCAAAGACGAAGGUACCUCGUGUACCUCUUCUCUCUGAAUAAGGUACAGGGUCUAUUGCACCCCACCCCUGUAGGUAAGGCUUAUCUCAAGGUGUUAUGUAAAUAAGUAUCCUUUACAGCUUACCAGCAUUUGACGCAUGCUAUACCAUAAUGUUGUAGAUCAGGAUAAAUCCACUAAACACAUACAUAAGUGCCUAUAGAAGCCCGUUACCAAGGGCAACACCCCAUGUCUACAGCAGCAUCUACAUACUAGACUUAGUAUGGUUGAUAGGACAGGGGAAAAGGACCCCAAUACAUAGGAUAAUGGCACCAUGUGACUAGGGGGGUCAAUAGCAUCUGUAUCAGUGAUACUAGACUUAGUAUGGUCAGUAGGACAGGGAGGAGAAGGACUCGGUGUUCAUCCCAUGUCCCAAUACAUAGGAUAAUGACACCAUGUUAAUAGAGAGGUCCAUAGCAUCUGUAUCACUGAUACUAGACUCAGUAUGGUCGAUAGGACAGGGAGAGAAGGACUCGGUGUUCAUCCCAUUUCCCAAUACAUAUCAUAAUGACACCAUGUGACUAGAGGGGUCCAUAGCACCUGUAUCACUGAUACUAGACUUAGUAUUGUCGAUAGGACAGGGGUAGAAGGACUCGAUGUUCAUCCCAUGUUCCAAUAAUGACGAAACUACUGCACAAAAGUCCCAAUAGACAAGCUUAUCUUGAAGCUUAUGUUGCUGUAGAAGCUUUGAAUUCAGUCACCCGAAUUGGGUGUAAAAAGGCUUUUUGAUGUUUCUGAUAGAAAAGACAAUGAAAGCCAAGCGAUUGCAAAAACCUCUGGUUUUAUAGAGGCUUUAUAAAACUAAUUCCAAAACCAGGAAUAUCCCUCUUGCGAUAAAACCCUGAUUUUAUAUGUCGAGGGCGGAAACCAUUGGACAAGAGAAAAACGAUAUGAAACUCGAGAGAGAAAAAUAUUCUUGUUUUAACUCUUAUUUACAUAUGUGUAUAUAUAAACGAAUCAGUUACUAGAAAACUAAAACAAAACAAGAACAAACAAACAAACAAAGGAAAUGAAAACGAAAAAAGAAAAAAAAAGAUAUGAGAAAACAAGAAAUAAGAGAAAAACAACAACACGAGAAAUGGAACCAAGUGAGAAGAAACAAAACUACUGCAUAAUAUUUCGUAAAGUUUGGAUUUCUUAUGAAAAAACUCCAACUGAUUAUUUGGGACUUGAUUCAAUUGAUAUGUUAAAUUAAAGUUUAGGGUUAGUUUAGGCUAUGGGACGUAGAAAACUAGAGGGAAAAAGCAACACUGAAAAACCUCAAAAAUAUGAUACAAAACAAAAUUGACGAUAGAACACUAACAAUGUAGCAAGAACAGCAAUAAGAACAAACAAAACAAAAGAAUAACGUGUGUGAUAUAAGUUCAAAAAAAAAAAAAAACGUUAGAAAA